Messenger RNA from Prunus persica (peach), 1170 nucleotides. Its product is annotated as SNF1-related protein kinase regulatory subunit gamma-1-like. The transcript has 6 exons. The record is from RefSeq and is a predicted model, not a curated record. Lineage: Eukaryota; Viridiplantae; Streptophyta; Magnoliopsida; Rosales; Rosaceae. The coding region runs from base 91 to 1170 and encodes 359 amino acids.
GGAAACUAACUGGUUCUGGGAGGAGAAUGAUCUGAGAACCCAAAAACCAAAUUCUGAAAGCCAUUGGAAGCACAAACGUUGAGUGUACAUAUGGCACAUCCACAACCCCAAGAACAAGAGGUCGAGAGUCCUAAAAUCUCGGCCUACGACGCCUACUUCGAAACAGUCCAGUCCAGGAAGAAAUUACCAGGUCCCCUACAAGAGAAUUUGACAUUUGCAUUUUCAAAAGUUCCAGUUUCAGCUUUCCAAGGAGUUCCUGGAGGCAAAGUGAUUGAGAUUGGAGCAGAUACAUGUAUUGCUGAUGCAGUGAAGGUUCUGUCUCGACACCACAUUUUGUCAGCUCCUGUGAGGAACCCAGAAGCAGAGGCAAAUUCAGAUUGGAGUGACAAGUACCUUGGGAUCGUAGAUUACUCAGCCAUUCUUCUUUGGGUGCUGGAGACUUGUAGACUUUCUCCAUCAUUUUGUUCAGCAACUGCUGCUGGAGUUGGUGGUGCAGGAGCUAUGGGCGCCAUUGGAGCUGUUGCAUUGGGUGUCACUGGUCCUGCUGCAGUUGCAGGCCUAACUGCUGCUGCAGUUUGUUCUGCUGUGGCUGGUACUGCCCUCGGCAAAAUAGGUGCGGCUGUAGAGAAAGGGGAGGCCAAAGAUUCUCCCACAGGUGCCAAUAAUUUGAGCGAAGAUUUCGACAGCAUUAUACUACAAGAUGAACACUUCAAGUCAACCACAGUGAGGUCAAUACUUAAAUCGUUCCGAUGGGCGCCAUUCCUUCCAGUUGGGACAGACAGUUCUAUGUUGAGUGUCUUGCUGCUACUCUCAAAAUAUAGGAUGAGAAAUGUACCUGUAAUAGAACCAGGCCAACCCAACAUCAAGAACUUCAUUACUCAAUCAGCAGUUGUUCAUGGUCUUGAGGGGUGCAAAGGAAUGGAAUGGUUUGACUGCAUUGCUGCAAAGCCCAUCUCUGAUUUGGGGCUUCCUUUUAUGGUCUCUAAUGAGGUUAUUAGUGCAAAUAUCAAUGAUCCAAUACUAGAAGCUUUCAUGAAAAUGAGAGAGAACGAAGUUGGUGGUCUUCCAGUUGUGGAGGGGACAAAGAAGAAGAUAGUUGGUAAUGUCAGCAUAAGCGAUAUCAGAUACUCUUUGCUCAAACCAGAGCUCUUCUCCAAUUUCAGGUAUUAA